AUGCCGGCUAAGGCUGCUGUGCUGGUGCCAGCCCAGGACACAUGCAAAAGACCUGAUUGGGGCCCAGGACUCCAGCUGACUCCAGACCAGGAGAAUUACAAGAAGAAUGAUGAAGUGCUGCUGCGCUGCCCUGCUGGUUUCCAGCCAUCCUUAAGCCGUGUCAAAUGUGCAGGCAAAAUUCAGACAAUCAGCAACGGGAAUCGUGUAUACAGAGAAGCUUGGAAUGGAAAGAAUGGCAGUGACGUGUGGAUCAACAUUGACCCCAUGUACCGUGUGGAGUGCCUGGAUGUUCUCCAGGUUGUCCCUGGAACCUUGGAGAUUUCCAGCACCAGCAUCAAGCUGAACUGGACCUGCAGGCUCCCUGACACCUGCCAGGAUAUUUGGGCCAAGUGCCGACUGGAAGAUGAGUACUCCUCUCCCUGUGAAGCUGAGGAGGUGAAGGGAGAGGAGAGGCUACACGGCUGGAAAGGAACAUUUACCUGCCCCCCCCUGCAGCCCUUCACUCAUUACAGUGUCACCAUCUCCCUGCCCCCCAGCACAAUCCUCUUCACACGCAUCUACAGGACAAAGGAAACAGUGCCAGAUGCACCCGAGGACUUGCAGCUGGAUCCCAGCACAGGGUCCCUCGGGUGGAAGGCGCUGCCCUCCUGCAAAGGGGAGAUCCUUGGAUACCAGCUGAACAUCACAGCCAGGAGAGCACAGGACAGCAGCUUCCUUGAUUUCCAGCAGGUGACAGUGAACCAGUCUGUCACCCAGUACACGCCGCCUGCUCAGGCAGCUGGAAGCACCUACGUGGUGACAGUGCAGGGCCUGACGGCAGCUGGUGCUGGCCCUGCAGCCGUCCUGGAAUUUCAGAGCUACAUCUCAGAGCUCCAGACCUACGAGAACUUGGAUCCUUAUGGCAUGAUCAUGGGUUCUCUUCUGGCAGCGGAAGAUGCAGGUGUCAUCUGA
Chaetura pelagica (chimney swift) is the source of this 951-nucleotide messenger RNA. RefSeq lists its product as uncharacterized. Lineage: Eukaryota; Metazoa; Chordata; Aves; Apodiformes; Apodidae. Bases 1 to 951 code for a protein of 316 amino acids. The record is from RefSeq and is a predicted model, not a curated record. Gene Ontology annotation, molecular function: protein binding. The transcript has 7 exons.